GGACGCGCCGAGCGCGGGGCAGCCACUGCGAGUCCCACGAGGGGGUUUCCGCGCCUGGGACGGGCGGGGCCGGAAGAGGAAGUCGGCGCUGCCGUGGCGGCCGCGAGCAGCACAGCAGCUGUCACCUCGGAGUCCGCUCGGUCGCGUCCUGCUCCACCGCCGAGGCAGCGCCGCUGAGGGACUCGGAGCCGCGCCGCAGCGCCGGCGUCCAGCGGUCGGACCGAUGGAGCAGCAGCGGUGGACGGCCCCGGCAGCGGCCGCCCUGCUCCGGGCCCUCCUGCUCCUCCCGCUGACAGCUGCUCAGGAAGCGAUCCUACACGCCUCUGGCAAUGGCACUAAGGACUACUGCAUGCUCUACAACCCACACUGGACCGAGCUCCCAAGCACCCUGGACAAUGCCCAUUCCAUUGCUUUGAUGAAUCUGACUGCUACAUCACUAUGCAACCUUUCUGAUAUUCCUCCUUAUGGCAUAAAGAACAAGGCAGUCGUGGUACCCUGGGGACACUGCCAUUUUCUUGAAAAAGCCAAAAUUGCACAGAAAGGAGGUGCUGAAGCAUUGUUGGUUGCCAAUAACAGCGUCCUAUUUCCUCCCUCAGGGAACAGAUCUGAAUUUCCAGAUGUGAAACUACUGGUUGCAUUUAUAAGCUACAAAGAUUUUAAAGAUAUGAAUCAGACACUUGGAAGUAAUGUUACUAUACAAAUGUAUUCUCCAGUGUGGCCUAAUUUUGAUUAUACCAUGGUGGUGAUUUUUGUAAUUGCUGUAUUCACUGUGGCAUUAGGAGGAUAUUGGAGUGGACUAAUUGAAAUGGAAAACUUGAAAGUAGUCACAAACAUUGAAGAUAGAGAAACGAAGAACAAGAAGGAAGAGUAUUUAACUUUCACUCCUCUGACAGUUAUAGUAUUUGUGGUUAUCUGCUGUGUAAUGAUUGUCUUGCUUUAUUUCUUCUACAAAUAUUUGGUUUAUGUUAUGAUAGCAAUUUUCUGCAUAGCAUCAGCGAUGAGUCUAUAUAACUGCCUUGCUGCGCUGAUUUGUAAGAUCCCAUAUGGACAAUGCAGGAUUGUGUGUCGUGGCAGAAGCACUGAAGUGAGACUUAUUUUUCUUGCUGCCCUGUGCAUAGCAGUAGUUGUGGUUUGGGCUGUGUUUCGAAAUGAAGAUAGGUGGGCUUGGAUUUUACAAGAUAUCUUGGGCAUUGCUUUCUGUCUGAAUUUAAUUAAAACACUGAAGUUACCUAACUUCAAGUCAUGUGUGAUACUUCUCGGCCUUCUCCUCCUCUAUGAUGUAUUUUUUGUUUUCAUAACACCAUUCAUCACAAAGAAUGGUGAGAGUAUCAUGAUUGAAGUCGCCGCUGGCCCAUUUGGAAAUAAUGAGAAGUUACCAGUAGUCAUCAGGGUACCAAAGCUAAUCUCUUUCUCAGUAAUGAGUGUGUGCCUCAUGCCCGUUUCAGUGUUGGGUUUUGGAGAUAUUAUUGUACCAGGCCUACUGAUUGCCUACUGCAGAAGAUUUGAUAUUCACACUGGUUCAUCUUCAAUAUACUAUAUUUCUUCCACAAUUGCCUACGCAGUAGGCAUGGUACUCACAUUUGUUGUUCUGGUGCUGAUGAAGAAGGGACAACCUGCCCUCCUCUAUUUAGUACCUUGCACACUUAUCACCGCCUCCAUUGUUGCCUGGAGACGUAAGGAAAUGAAAAAGUUCUGGAAAGGUACCAACUAUCAGACGAUGAACCAUCUGGACUAUUCAACAAAUGAAGAAAAUCCUGUGCUUACUGAUGAACAGGUUGUUCCACAAUAAUAUUAUGUGGACCUACAAUAAUAAUGUGUCAUUGAUUUUCUACAAAUAAGAGUUUGACUUUUUAAAGUGACUUUUGAAUUAGCUUUAUGAAAGAAUCUUCAAUAAUACGCUUGCAAGCACAUAUAUUUUUUAUGAGCUGAUACUAUUAUAAGUCGUUCAAAUGCAUUUACUUUUGAUUAUGUUAAAAGUUGUGCCUUCACAUUAAAUAAAAUUAUAUGGCCUGUAUAAUUUCCAAGAUGUAUUAUAUACAGUAUAUUUUUCUAAAGACGUACUUUGACCCACCCUGAUAAUUUUCUUUAUCAAAUCUGUUUGUUUCAACUUUUAAUGAUAGAUUCUGAACAGAUUUUUUGUAAAAAAUUGAGUAUAUUUUAUCUGUUUAUAGAAAUAACUAAUAAAAAAGGCAGUUCAAUGAUAAAUGUGGAUCUCACUGCAGAGAUUAGAAAUGUAUAAUUUGAAAAUAAAUAUAAGUGAGUAUUUUUGUGGUGUAUUUUUUUAGAAACUUGAGAACCUAAAUUACUUUAGACUAUGUAUGCAUUAUAUCUGAAUAUUUUUCCAGAUAUAGAGAAACGUAAUAAAUAGAACUAGUCACUAAAAGGCCACAAAAACCAAAGGGUACUGUUGUGGGGUCUGCUGUCCUCUUGGAGGCAGAGCUUAGAGUUCUAUAUUAACACUGUUUCUCUUUGGUAUUGCUGAUACUUGGAGUUUUGUUGUGUUAGUGCUGAGGUUUGAUUUUUUUUUUUUUUUAACUUAUUUUUCAAAUUGCAGACUAACACUUCAGGCCCAAGGUUCCUUCCCCCUCAUUUUGUUUCCUAAUUUCCACUCCUUUUUCCAUAGCUAUCCUCUGUUAACUUGGGUGGAGAAUGGAGCAAAGAAUUGGAGAUAAAG
Messenger RNA from Ochotona princeps (American pika), 2674 nucleotides. RefSeq names its product signal peptide peptidase like 2A (gene SPPL2A). The transcript is spliced from 15 exons. Gene Ontology annotation, molecular function: aspartic endopeptidase activity, intramembrane cleaving. Lineage: Eukaryota; Metazoa; Chordata; Mammalia; Lagomorpha; Ochotonidae. The coding region runs from base 224 to 1789 and encodes 521 amino acids. Gene Ontology annotation, biological process: membrane protein proteolysis. Gene Ontology annotation, cellular component: Golgi-associated vesicle membrane; lysosomal membrane; cytoplasmic side of endoplasmic reticulum membrane. The record is from RefSeq and is a predicted model, not a curated record.